UUGAUUAAGUAUGUAAAUACAAAUUAAGUUCAGAGAUUAGAUCGUGAUGUCCAUUAAUUAUUUCGACGGUGUCGAUGAUUUUAUUCGCGGUUUGAAACGUGCCAUAUUUCUCACGGCUGCCUGCAUUAUUCAACCACUUUCCGAGAAAAUCAACAUUGAUGCUUGUGACUAACUGCAUCUGCGUUUCCAUCGACCGUGAUCUACAUUCUGAACCUUGAGGGAUGGAUUUUCCCUUACACUCCCAAUCAGUUUCAUUAGUGUGUAUAACAGCCAGAAUAUGUGGUUGCCAGGACAACGUGAUUGUAUUCAAACAAACACGCUGUUUGAAUGCCCUGCCAAAAUGCUUUUGUGACACGUUUGUAGAGAAUUUGAGAGAAUUAUUAUUAUGGUAGUGCUCAAGAUACACACUAAAUACUUGAAGGUGGACUACAAAACCACCCUUCUUUCUAAAGGCACGCUGUUUGUAUUCAUCACUUCCACAUUGGGUUUAGUUUUACCAUUUAUAUUAGCUUACAACACAGGAGGAUUCUGGCUUAAACGUGACCACUUUUAUGAGCAACCCAACGUUAAAUUCAAGGGAGAGUACAUGUUUUAUGCCACCACUAACAACUUGAGUCAUCCCAUUCUUUGUGGCACAAACCCAUUUUAUAAUGAACUUUUAAGUCCACUGGAUAUGUGUACUAAUAUUAAAGUACGUGAAAUAGACGACAAUCAGGACACCAAAAUAGAUGAGCUGCAUGUAAUCAUUGACAUAAAUUUAUCUUACAAUCUACGAAUUACUUCAUUUACAAUAGUUAUUCCACUGGAUUAUACUCUACAUACAGUUUGUCCUCUAAACAUGGAAUCAGGAAUAUUAUAUCAGCAGUUUUUGCCAGUUUCUGUGUCAAAGUUCUUCAUUAUGAGUAACUUAGAAGUCUUCCAAGCAUUCCCUUUGAACUGUUAUAGAAAAAAGAGGCUGCACUUGUAUAACCAGCCCAUUUUGGGUAACACAGACUUUAUUUCAUUGGAUGAAAUAAUAAAUGAAUACAGUGGAAGGAACUUAUCAACUAGAUUAUCUAAUAUAUUUACAAACUUCAAAACAACAAAAUCUGACUUAUUUACAAUCGACUUAAAAGUAAGAUAUGCAGAACACAAAGUUGUUUUUAAACCGAAAUUCUGGCAUAUAGUCAAAUGGGCCUGGAUUCAGUACUUGGCAAUUUAUAUAAUAAUUGCCUGGAUUAUAUCAAAAAUAAAGAAGUACAUUUUUGAUAACAAAUUAGUUCUUUUUUAUGAGACACCACUAAAAAUUAAAUAAAAUAUUUUAAUAUA
Molecule: messenger RNA, 1308 nt
Organism: Aethina tumida (small hive beetle)
Lineage: Eukaryota; Metazoa; Arthropoda; Insecta; Coleoptera; Nitidulidae
Product: transmembrane protein 231
Exons: 5
Coding region: 386-1294 (302 amino acids)
Biological process (GO): cilium assembly; regulation of protein localization
Cellular component (GO): ciliary transition zone; ciliary membrane
Source: RefSeq, a predicted model, not a curated record